AUGUGUAGAUUACUCUUGUACAAAGGCAAACAACCUAUCCAGUUGGCUCAUCUCUUAACUAAGCCAGCUCACUCUAUUAUCAACCAGUCAUUCGACUCUCGAUUGCGAAUUGACAGAAGAAGACCGAUCAAUGGUGAUGGAUUUGGAGUUGGUUGGUAUGAACCAGACGCAGACUCAGAAACAGCCAAUACACCUUGUAUCUUUACGUCCGUUACGCCUGCUUGGAACAACAACAACUUGAUACGGCUUGCAGAAAAAAUCAAAAGUCCUUUGGUAUUUGCUCAUGUCAGAGCAAGUACAGCUGGUACUGUUACCGAAACAAAUUGUCAUCCAUUCCAAUACGGACGAUUGAUGUUUAUGCACAACGGUGGAGUCGCACAAUUUGAUAGAAUCAAGCGUAGACUUAUUGCCACUUUGAAAGAAGACAUAUUUCUAUUUGUACAAGGAAGCACCGAUUCCGAAUGGUCAUUUGCUCUGUUUUUGAAUUUUCUAAAAAAUCCGGAUGCCGAUACGUUUGAUUAUGUUGAACUGAAGGAGGCUAUGCUUAAAACGAUUUCACAACUUAACGAAUGGGCUGAAGAGGCUGGUAUCACAGAACCCUCAUUGCUAAACUUUGCGGUCACGGAUGGAGAAUCAGUUGUUUGUGCUAGAUACGUGUCAAGUGACACAUUGGAAGCACCCUCGCUCUAUUUUUCGUCAGGUACCAAAUUUGAGAGUUAUGAACCAGGCCAUUACCGCAUGGUGAAGGCCGAUCGUCGCGAGGACAUGGUGGUGGUUGCUAGUGAACCUCUUACAUUUGAGAAAGCCGAUUGGUUAACCAUACCCACAAACACAAUCCUGGUAAUAACCCCCAAAUUAAGCGUUCUACUGUCACCAAUCAAAGACAACAACAACAUGAGGCGACAAGAAAAUGCAAACUAA
Molecule: messenger RNA, 921 nt
Organism: Umbelopsis ramanniana AG
Lineage: Eukaryota; Fungi; Mucoromycota; Umbelopsidomycetes; Umbelopsidales; Umbelopsidaceae
Exons: 9
Coding region: 1-921 (306 amino acids)
Source: RefSeq, a predicted model, not a curated record